CACUGGAGAGCAACUAAGCAAACAAACACAUCAUUGAUCAAAACAAAAAAAAGAUCAUCAAAAUUAAAAGAAACAAGCAUGGGGGAUUCCAAUGUCACCAAGAAUCACCUGUUUGCAACUUCUCCUCAACAAACUGAGGAUGAUGCUUGCCUAUCUGCAAUGCUGCUUUGCACUAAUCUAGUGUACCCUGCAGUACUGAAUGCUGCUAUUGAGUUAAACUUGUUUGAGAUCAUAGCUAAGGCAACACCAGCUGGUACUUUUAUAUCAUCCCAUGAAAUUGCUUCUAAGCUCCCAACACAACACCCUGACUUGCCUAAUAGGCUUGACCGCAUGCUGCGUUUGCUUGCUAGUUAUUCUGUUCUUACUACUUCCACUCGCACCACACAACAUGCAGCCUCUGAGACAGUUUAUGGACUCUCACAAGUUGGACAAUACUUUGUUCCAAAUGGAAGUAGUGGCUAUUUGGCUUCAUUCACAGCAUUUGUCUGUUAUCCACCACUCUUACAAGUUUGGUUGAACUUCAAGGAAGCAGUGGUUGAUGCAGACAUUGACUUGUUCAAGAAACUUCAUGGAGUAACAAAGUACCAGUACAUGGAAAAGGAUCCAAAAAUGAACCAAAUUUUUAACAAGUCAAUGGCCGACGUGUGUGCAACAGAGAUGACCAGAAUACUUGAAAUAUACACUGGGUUUGAGGGAAUAUCAACAUUGGUUGACGUAGGAGGUGGAAAUGGACAAAAUCUAAAAAUGAUAUUGUCCAAAUACCCUUUAAUUAAAGGAAUUAAUUUUGAUUUGCCCCAGGUGAUUGAAAAUGCACCACCCCUUCCAGGGAUUGAGCAUGUUGGAGGAGAUAUGUUUGUAAGAGUUCCACAGGGGGAUGCCAUAAUACUAAAGGCUGUAUGCCACAAUUGGUUAGAUGAAAAGUGCUUAGAAUUUUUAAGCAAUUGUCACAAAGCAUUGUCUCCAAAUGGGAAGGUGAUUGUGGUGGAGUUCAUAUUGCCAGAAGAACCAGAACCAACUGAAGCAUCUCGACUUGUUUCCACUCUUGACAACCUCAUGUUUAUCACUGUUGGUGGAAGGGAAAGAACUCAGAAACAAUAUGAGAAUUUGUGCAAGCUCUCUGGAUUUUCAAAAUUUCAAGUUGCUUGUCGUGCCUUCUCUAGUCUGGGAGUGAUGGAAUUUUACAAAUAGCUUAGAAUUUUAAGAUAGAAGUAUUAAGAGCAAAGUAACAAUAAAGACCUUCAUGUGAGGUCAAGUUUACCACCUUGUUGUACUUUCUACUUAGAUGUGAUGUAAACGUUCAUAUGUAAGCUAUUAUCGUGAUAACCAAAGCUUAUACCUAUCUAUUAUCUA
This is a messenger RNA of Glycine soja, 1350 nucleotides long. Its product is annotated as isoliquiritigenin 2'-O-methyltransferase-like. The transcript is spliced from 4 exons. Bases 79 to 1188 code for a protein of 369 amino acids. Gene Ontology annotation, molecular function: O-methyltransferase activity; protein dimerization activity; S-adenosylmethionine-dependent methyltransferase activity. Lineage: Eukaryota; Viridiplantae; Streptophyta; Magnoliopsida; Fabales; Fabaceae. Gene Ontology annotation, biological process: methylation. The record is from RefSeq and is a predicted model, not a curated record.